AUGUCACUUCUUAUCAUUUCGUUUGUUUUAAUAACAGUCGUCUAUAUUAUCAAUUUUUAUUGGGAGGUUCGAAAAUAUCCAAAAGGGCCAUUCCCUUUGCCAUUAAUUGGGAAUAUUCAUCAGAUUCCCGACGACAAACUUGAAGUUUGGUUUGAUGAUCUCUCGAAAACCUAUGGUCCGAUUUUCACUGUAUGGUCUCCACUUCCAUGUGUUGUGAUAACUGAUUAUGCUCAUAUCAAAGACGCGUUUGUUACACAGGGAGAAACUUACACCUACCGAGCUCAUCGCCCUCCAGAAUCUCUUCUCCAACCUCAUGACAACACCGGUAUUCUGAAUUCCAGUGGAGAAAACUGGCGUCUUCAAAGAAGAACAUCUCUUAAAAUCCUCCGAGAUUUCGGAAUGGGAAGAAAUUUGAUGGAAGAGCAAAUUGUGAAAUCGAUCCAAGAAAUGAUGGAACAGCUAGCGAAAAGUAUGGAUAAAAAGAAGGCUGAGAUUUUCUGGCCAAUCCAACUUUGUGUUGGAAAUGUGAUCAACGAGUUUUUAUUUGGAUUUCAUUAUAAGUACGACGAGUGUGAAAGAUUCAAAAAGUUCGUGAAUGUUGUGGAUUAUCACCUAAGGAUUCUUCUCGGAAAAUGCUCACUUUCGGUUUCUGCGUUCCCUUGGCUCCGCCACGUGCCAAUUAUUGGAGAGCUGGGUUAUCAUCGAAUCAAGAGAAAUAUCAAAACGUACCAAUCAUUCAUCGAAGAGGAAGUUGAAAAACAAUUAGAGAAAUUUGACACAGAGAGUGAGCCAGAAAACUUUGUUCAUGCUUAUCUCCAGCAAAUGAAACAAACUGGACAUCCCGGACUAGACAUGAAAAACUUAUGCGCUUGUGUUCUCGACUUCUGGCUGGCUGGAAUGGAAACCACCUCAAAUGCGCUCCGAUGGCAUAUUGCUUAUAUGAUGAAACAUCCGGUGAUACAAGAAAAUGUCCGAAAAGAAAUUCUUGAUGUUGUGGGAACCUCUCGUUUGCCCUCAAUGUCUGACAAGCCGAAAAUGCCAUACACCCAAGCAGUCAUUCAUGAAGUUCAGCGACAUUCGAACAUGGUUCCAUUCUUGGGAACUCAUCAGAGUGUUCAAGAAACUGAAAUCUUGGGAAAAAAAAUUCCAGCUGGGACCAAUGUUAUCGCUCAAACUUGGUCAGUUAUGAAGAACGACCCUAUUUUUGUAAACCAUUUGGAAUUUAACCCUAGCAGGUAUCUCCUGGCAGAUGGCAAAACUUUUGACAAAGUUGUUCUGGAAAGAACGAUCCCAUUCAGUGUAGGAAAGAGGAGUUGUGUGGGAGAAGGCUUGGCUCGCAUGGAACUUUUCUUGAUUUUCACCGCAUUGAUUCAGAAGUACGAGUUUAUUGCUAAUGGUCCGGUUGAUAUGAGCUAUAACGCUGGAGCAGUACUCACUAUCAAACCAUACACUUGUGAAAUGAGAAAAGUGUUUUGA
Messenger RNA from Caenorhabditis briggsae, 1476 nucleotides. RefSeq names its product Protein CBR-CYP-14A4 (gene Cbr-cyp-14A4). Bases 1 to 1476 code for a protein of 491 amino acids. The transcript has 7 exons. The record is from RefSeq and is a predicted model, not a curated record. Gene Ontology annotation, molecular function: heme binding; monooxygenase activity; iron ion binding. NCBI's taxonomy places the organism in Eukaryota, Metazoa, Nematoda, Chromadorea, Rhabditida, Rhabditidae.